Cladophialophora psammophila CBS 110553 is the source of this 4131-nucleotide messenger RNA. RefSeq lists its product as uncharacterized. The coding region runs from base 1 to 4131 and encodes 1376 amino acids. Gene Ontology annotation, molecular function: protein binding. The record is from RefSeq and is a predicted model, not a curated record. Lineage: Eukaryota; Fungi; Ascomycota; Eurotiomycetes; Chaetothyriales; Herpotrichiellaceae. The transcript is spliced from 2 exons.
AUGUUUGGGGCUUUCGACAAAUUCUUAUGGUUGAAUCGAGAAGAUCUGCUUGCAAUGUUCAUGGAAAUCCUAUUAGACUUGGGAGCAAAAGAUCAAGGCGUCGUCUUGGUGCUGGGGAAUCUGCAAGACAAUAUAACGUCUUGCGACUGGUUCUUGACUAAGGUUAACAAGUUGGCUGAAGAAUGUGAAGUCAAAUUCAAGGUACUUGUCACCACUCCGAAAGGUGCACAACCAGAACAAACAGCACUCUGGCCAAGGGCUCGCGUCGAUGUUGAAGCAACCCUUCUGGCCGAGCCUCAAAACUGUCGAGAAGAUAUAGAGGGAACUGAGAGCGACAACGCCACUGCCAAUGUGGAGAGGGGCGAAACACUGAACCGACUAGACCAGUGGCAGUUCGUUGAAGGCAGGUACAAAGCCGCCGCUACUGACGACCUCGACCUCGAUUUCUUGAGACUAGUGCAGGGUAAUCCCAUGACAGAAAGGUAUUGUAACGAGCUUUUCCAUCUCCUCCAAGCAUGCAAGGGCGACCAAGAUUUGCGAUCAAUGGUUAUUAACUGGCACCGAAGCCGGUACUUACUUUCAUAUAUGGACACUCCCGGACUACAAGUCCCGCAAUCGACCUGUGCAACGCCCCAGGUUGUAUUCAAGGCCCUUCUGUCAUCUUUACCUCUGGCAACGGACCGGUUCUUACACAAUAUUUUGAACCUGUUGCUCUAUUCGCUUCGCCCGCUGGGCAUUCUGGAACUGAAUGAUCUAGCCCAAUGCGAUGAGAAUCAGAACAAGAACCUCAAGCUUCUUGAAGCCCCUGCCUUCAGCUUACAUCCUAGGAUUCAGAGCAUCUUGGGUGGACUGGUAAAGGUCAACCAAAAUGAAGUCCAGUUUGCUCAUGUUGACCUUCGUCGAUAUCUUUUGUCCGACGAAUCACCGCUUACAACACCUGGGUGGAAGUCUCACCAGGAGAUAGCAGAUUUCUGCCUUGAGCACAUCAGCACCCGAGGCAGUGACUCCGUGACAAAUGAGUGGCGACGAGGCAGAGCGACUAUUGCGGUCGAAUGGCGGCACACCUUUUUGAACUAUGCGGUGCGAUGGUGGCCUAGCCACGCUCGGCUCUCUGAGGCCGGAAGACCGUACUGCACUACUCAGCUGCUGGAUUUCUGGGACGGUGGCCCCUUAAUGGACUGGGCUAAGAUGCACUGGGAGCUCCAAAACCCUUUUACACGGGGCAGCGUUACGAAAGGAAACCCUUUUGCGAUACUCGCUAGUUAUGGCCUCUCUGAAGCGUUGUUUCGGGUUACCAAUGACCAAAGACCAUCAAAGACGUCUGAUGAUCUGCUUUGCCACAAAGUCGCCCAAUCUGUUGAAGCUGCAGCCGGAACCGGCGAGCUGGAGACUGUUCUCAGCCUCAUCGAGAAAAAGCCAAUUUCUCCAUCCGACUCCUGGGAUAACCUGAUUCUUGCCGCUAUCCAGUCAGGCAAUCAGAAGGUCGCUAUGGAGUUGCUUAACCUUGGGCUUCGAGACUCCAAAAGGUUUCGAGACCCAACUCUGCUCCUGUGUCGAGCUUCUUCACUCGGACAGACAGCAAUCGUUAGAGCACUCCUAUCUUUGGCAAUCGAGAGAGGGCAGAAAAAUGCCACGAUUCUGGAAAUGACCGCUCUGCAGCACGCCUGCUCGAGAGGCAAUCUUGAGGCGGCAAAAGUUCUUGUCGCCUAUGAUGACACUACCUUCAAAAUUGAACACGAUGAGACGGCGCUGGAACUUGCCUGUCAAUUCGGGCAUGCUGAAAUCGUCGAUCUAUUGAUCACGGCCGCAACGUUUCGUCCCGAACUAGCGAAUGUGUUCGACGCUUGUGCGAAACUUGCGAUCAACUUUGGACAUCAUCGUGUUCUGGAUCAUCUCUUGACAGCUUUCAAUCCGGCUGAUCUCGAAGCGGAGGUUGUCGUGAAUUGGGUGACUGCAGUCAUCAACAAGAGACAUACCAAAUGCUGGAAUGUUCUCUGGAAGCACAUCGAAGAUCUGGUCGAUCCGGCUGAGGGCGGGUACAUCGAAGUCCUGAAGAGCGCAAUGAAGUCUGGGUUCUCACCGGCAUAUUGCGACAUGUCAAAAGCUGAAGGGACACUGGCAGGCGGUGGGUAUGCCAACUUUCUCGAGUGGGGGAUUGAGCAAGGGUGCGAAUUGCAAGCCAUCGAAGCAAUUGUCACCGCAGCUCGUGAACAAUGCCCUGGGGAAGAGAUUGCCUGGACGCUUGAGGACGCCCUCCAUCUUGCGGUGAGAGAACAGCGAGAAGACGUCGUGAGCCUGCUUGUCCGUGCUGGAGCACCACUCAACAAAAGCGUUUGGAGGAGUAGAACUCCGUUGUUCCAUGCAGUCUACACUCAAAGUUCUGGCAUAGCUCGCAUUCUGAUCGAAGCAGGAGCAGACCUGGAGGUGCCAGAUGAUGAUGGUUGGCGGCCGAUCCAUGGUGCUUAUGACGAUGCAGCCAUUACUCGUUUACUGAUCCAGAAGGGAGCCGACAUCAAUGCUAGGACGAAUAAUGGAUGGACAUGUCUUUACUUUGCGGCAAAGUGGAACAAAGAGAAAGUUCUCGAGGCUUUGCUCGAGCACAGACAAAAGAUCAACCCGGACGCCAUACAGGAGGCUUUGAGCGCGGCCGUCUCCAAACUGAACACUGGAUGUGUCGGGCGCCUCUUGGACGCUGGGGCAGAUCCCCGAAACCUUCCUUCACAAGGGUCCGAAGAACUUAUGAGUGCCGUCAAUGGGUGUGCCAAAGCCAUAGUGAAAAUGCUUCUGGAGUUCAACCUGGAUCUGGAAAAGGCCAAGGACGUAUACGGGUACUCGGUUUUGAAUCGAGCCGUUCUCCUCACCCGGCGUAAUGAUGAUGAUUCGAUCGUCAAAGCCUUCGUCAACAGAGGGGCCGACCUAGAAAGUGCCAGCAAUGACGGUUACACAGCUCUCUGCAGCGCGGCAUGGCAAGACAACCUGGAAAUCGCUCGGUACCUGAUCCUCAAAGGCGCGAGGAUCAACAUCACCGGCGGUCCCCAUGGCGGGCCGCUAAUACGUGCAUGCCGGAUGGCGUCUUUAGACAUGGUCAAGCUGCUGUGCAAGUACGGAGCAGACACCAACAUCGUCCAUCCUGGCGUCAAUGGCACCCCGCUUCAGGCAGCUCUCCUUCGCGAGCCGGGUCCGGAAAAGGAUAGCAUCAUCAAAUACCUGCUGGACGAUGCCGAGUACACGGCCGAUGCGAACCUGGCCAGUAACUGGUGGGGAGGGCCGUUGAACGUGGCAAUCCUCAGCGGGACCAUGGAAGUCGUCGGGCUAUUGGUGAAAAGGGGCGCAAAAGUCGACGGCGUGGACAAGGUCGGCCGCCAGGCCAUCCACUACGCUCUGUACCGCUCAAUCGAUCGGGUCGAGCUUCUCUGUCGGCCUGAACAUGGCGCGCAGCUUUUCGAGCCCGACAAAAUGGGCAGGGGCGCUCUCCACCUUGCGGUCGUCAGCGGGCGACUCGACCUGGUUCAAUAUGUUCUGGAGAAGGCGAAAGAGAGGGGUCUCGAUGUCGUCAACGCCAGGGACAGGGACCAAUGGACACCACUUCUCUGGGCCAUGCGGCAAUGCACCCUAUGGGAAGCCCAAUCCGAUCAAAGACAAGCAAUCCUCGAAGAACUGCUGCGCCACGGAGCAGAUCUCUUUGCGGAGGGUCUGGGCCUGGACCGGAAGUGGACUGCUCUGAAGCUCGCGAACCACUACGGCCUCCCUCACAGCAUCAUCGAAUUCUUGGAGACUCGUGCCGCCGGGUCGAAUCGAGACUGGGACAGUCCGUCGCGGCACGCUAGAAAGGCCAAACCUUGCAACGAAGGUUAUUAUUGCGAUGCAUGUUUGAUUCUUAUGGUUGGGGUAUACUACCGGUGCGACCAGUGCGGAGGUUUCUUCCUGUGCUUCAAGUGCUACCGGUCCAAGGAGAUUGUCCAUCCCAGACACCUGUUCACCGAUAGAGGAGAGGAGUACGACUACGAUAGUACAGAAUAUGGGGGUGAGGAUUCGAAUGGAGAGGGUUCUGAAGAAGAACGGCAGAGGGAAGAGCGCGACAGCGUCGAUACCACCGGCCCUUCUAUAGAGGAAAGCCGCCGAGGACGCUGA